Molecule: messenger RNA, 2133 nt
Organism: Pan troglodytes (chimpanzee)
Lineage: Eukaryota; Metazoa; Chordata; Mammalia; Primates; Hominidae
Gene: RHEB
Product: Ras homolog, mTORC1 binding
Exons: 10
Coding region: 1202-1723 (173 amino acids)
Biological process (GO): signal transduction
Cellular component (GO): membrane
Molecular function (GO): GTPase activity; GTP binding
Source: RefSeq, a predicted model, not a curated record
GCCUGCGAAGUUUGGAGCCGGCGCGGCCAUGUGGCGGGGCGGGCGGGGGCCGCGCGUUUCGUAACCACCAUUUUGAGCGGAGGUGGUGGCGGUCGGGGCGGCGUCCGCGCCGGUGGAGGAGCUGCGGAAACCUAGGCGAUCCCCCAAAAGAGGCCCCUCUGGAGGCCCUCGAGAUGCUGCUGGCGGCCUGGGUAGGAAGACAGAGAAAAAGGAAUGUCUGAUUUCUCGGUGCCCUAUUUUUCUUCGGGAAGGAAUAAGGUCAGGUACUUGCAACCAGGCUGUAGAAGUAAUUCCAAAGUCUUUUUGUUUUCUUUUUCUUCCCCCAAAAGGUUGACAUACAUUUGAAACAGUUCCUAGCAGUCGCCUUAUUGCUGAAUAAGGUGGCUUAGGGUCGGGUUGGGGGGCGGACGGGGUGUCACAGAACGAGCGGUUUUCUGGCCUGUGUGAAACCAGAGCGAUUGAACUUAGACACGCUUCAGGGUGAGGCUGUAUUGUCUCCCGACAUCCGGAAGCCUGGAGAAAUUACGUUCAUCUUUUCGGGCUGUUUUGAAGUAACUGUCUAUAGAAGGCGUGCACCGGGCCACAGUUGAGGGGAUGGGGAGGUGAAAGCGAGGGUUCAGAGGCUCCGGUGAUUGCGGAACGGGGUGACUAUCUGUCACGGGAAGCUUGUACCUGCCUGCCGCUCACUGGAUGCACUCCCCAACUGCGCUUUCCACCGCCUGUGCCAGGGUCUGUGCUCUUUGACCAAGAUCAGCCACUGCAUGCUUACUCAUCCUUUUACCACCUCUCCGUCGAGAGCCGGGGGGAAAUUAAGGGCUGAAAGAAGCUUGGCUAGAGAUGCGGGGUGCCUAGAGUCGUAGGGGAACUCUUGUGCGAUGCGGUGCUGAAUCCGAGGGGAUGCAUAGGUGGCAGCUUUAACAGCUGCAGCCAGGAAGUAACCACGAAUCAAAUGGAGGGGUUCAAAGUCACUAACUGUUCAAAUAUCAACAUGGAACCUGGGAUCCAGCCUUUAUUGGCAGCCUGAAUCCAUGCUCUUGUCUCUGUUCUCUUGAUUUCCUCCUCUGCAUUUUGAGGAGUUGGGACCGCGAGGUGUUCUGGCUCUUGGGUGAGCCCUCCCUAGUCAGUCAAGUUCCUCAAGCCAGGACCUACGCACCUGUUGUCAGUGGUGGUAUAGUUCUGCAGGGCGCACAGGUGUAUCCCCAUGGGCACAUUUAAUUUAGGGAAAUCCUCAUUGACGAUUCAGUUUGUUGAAGGCCAAUUUGUGGACUCCUACGAUCCAACCAUAGAAAACACUUUUACAAAGUUGAUCACAGUAAAUGGACAAGAAUAUCAUCUUCAACUUGUAGACACAGCCGGGCAAGAUGAAUAUUCUAUCUUUCCUCAGACAUACUCCAUAGAUAUUAAUGGCUAUAUUCUUGUGUAUUCUGUUACAUCAAUCAAAAGUUUUGAAGUGAUUAAAGUUAUCCAUGGCAAAUUGUUGGAUAUGGUGGGGAAAGUACAAAUACCUAUUAUGUUGGUUGGGAAUAAGAAAGACCUGCAUAUGGAAAGGGUGAUCAGUUAUGAAGAAGGGAAAGCUUUGGCAGAAUCUUGGAAUGCAGCUUUUUUGGAAUCUUCUGCUAAAGAAAAUCAGACUGCUGUGGAUGUUUUUCGAAGGAUAAUUUUGGAGGCAGAAAAAAUGGACGGGGCAGCUUCACAAGGCAAGUCUUCAUGCUCGGUGAUGUGAUGCUGCUGCAAAGCCCGAGGACACUGGGAAUAUAUUCUACCUGAAGAAGCAAACUGCCCGUUCUCCUUGAAGAUAAACUAUGCUUCUUUUUUCUUCUGUUAACCUGAAAGAUAUCAUUUGGGUCAGAGCUCCCCUCCCUUCAGAUUAUGUUAACUCUGAGUCUGUCCAAAUGAGUUCACUUCCAUUUUCAAAUUUUAAGCAAUCAUAUUUUCAAUUUAUAUAUUGUAUUUCUUAAUAUUAUGACCAAGAAUUUUAUCGGCAUUAAUUUUUCAGUGUAGUUUGUUGUUUAAAAUAAUGUAAUCAUCAAAAUGAUGCAUAUUGUUACACUACUAUUAACUAGGCUUCAAUAUAUCAGUGUUUAUUUCAUUGUGUUAAAUGUAUACUUGUAAAUAAAAUAGCUGCAAACCUCA